Molecule: messenger RNA, 765 nt
Organism: Ctenocephalides felis (cat flea)
Lineage: Eukaryota; Metazoa; Arthropoda; Insecta; Siphonaptera; Pulicidae
Product: zinc finger protein 525-like
Exons: 3
Coding region: 1-765 (254 amino acids)
Biological process (GO): regulation of transcription by RNA polymerase II
Cellular component (GO): nucleus
Molecular function (GO): RNA polymerase II cis-regulatory region sequence-specific DNA binding; DNA-binding transcription factor activity, RNA polymerase II-specific
Source: RefSeq, a predicted model, not a curated record
AUGCUCAUAACCAAUGGCUGUUUUCUAUCUGAUUCCAUUCUGGAGGUUAAAAACCGAACCGCCAGAAUUCCUAUUGAAGACAUUAAAUGUGAAAUAAAAGAAGAGCCUGAAGAUGAUGAAACAUGGCAGCAUGAUUUAGAACAGCAUAUGCUGGUACAUAGUCAUGAUUGCCCAUUUUGUUCAGACACUUUUAGAGAUUCAAGCGCCUUAGAUAUACAUCUGAAAAUUCAUGCAGAUGAAAAGCCUUUUGUGUGCACAAUUUGCAAUAAAGCAUUUGCAGUAAAAUUUGAUUUUGAUCAACACGUUUGUAAUGGAGAGACAACUUCAACAUUGAAUAAAUUAUCUGAUAAUCAAAAACAAAGUAAGAGUACAGAGAGAUCACAUAAAUGUAAAGUAUGUAAUAAGAGUUUCGAAUAUCUAAGUUACUUGAAAAAGCAUAUGCUUAUUCACACUAAUGAGCGUCCUUACGAAUGUGAAAUAUGCAAUAAGACAUUUAGACAAUUGUCCGUCUUGAGAGCACAUAAACUUAUUCACAGUGGGGUUCGUUCUUAUAAAUGUGAAAUAUGCUCGAGGACAUUCACACACAUGAGUAGCUUGAGUGCACAUAAACUCAUUCACAGUGGGGAACGACCUCACAAAUGUGAAACAUGCAAUAAGACAUUUGCUCGAGUGAAUACUUUGAAUAGACAUGUGCUUAUUCACACUGGAGAAAGGCCUCACAAAUGUGAAAUAUGCGAUAAGGCAUUCACACAAUGGACAAUUUGA